UGUGGUGAGCUGUCACCAGGUGUCCUUUUGAGAGUGACAUCGUCUUUAAACCCUGCGUGGCAAUCCCUGACGCACCGCCGUGAUGCCCAGGGAAGACAGGGCGACCUGGAAGUCCAACUACUUCCUAAAGAUCAUCCAGCUUCUGGAUGAUUAUCCAAAAUGCUUCAUUGUGGGAGCAGACAAUGUGGGCUCCAAGCAGAUGCAGCAGAUCCGCAUGUCCCUCCGUGGGAAGGCUGUGGUGCUGAUGGGCAAGAACACCAUGAUGCGCAAGGCCGUGCAAGGGCGUCUGGGAAACAACCCGGCCCUGGAGAAACUUUUGCCUCAUAUCCGGGGGAAUGUGGGCUUUGUGUUCAUCAAGGAGGACCUCACUGAGAUCAGGGACAUGCUGAUGGCCAACAAGGUGCCAGCUGCCGCCCGUGCUGGUGCCAUUGCCCCAUGCGAAGUCACUGUGCCUGCCCAGAACACUGGGCUGGGUCCCGAGAAGACCUCCUUCUUCCAGGCUUUAGGCAUCACCACUAAGAUCUCCAGGGGUACCACUGAAAUCCUGCGUGAUGUGCAGCUUAUCAAGACUGGAGACAAAGUGGGAGCCAGCGAAGCCACGCUGCUGAACAUGCUGAACAUCUCUCCCUUCUCCUUUGGGCUGAUCAUCCAGCAGGUGUUUGACAAUGGCAGCAUCUACAACCCUGAAGUACUUGACAUCACAGAGGAAACUCUGCACUCUUGCUUCCUGGAGGUACAUACUGCCAGGCCCUUCCAUAAAUUGUUGAGAGCCCGACAAGUGUCAGAUUGAAUAAUGGCUGUGCUG
Molecule: messenger RNA, 805 nt
Organism: Choloepus didactylus (southern two-toed sloth)
Lineage: Eukaryota; Metazoa; Chordata; Mammalia; Pilosa; Megalonychidae
Product: 60S acidic ribosomal protein P0-like
Exons: 1
Coding region: 83-790 (235 amino acids)
Biological process (GO): ribosomal large subunit assembly; cytoplasmic translation
Cellular component (GO): cytosolic large ribosomal subunit
Molecular function (GO): large ribosomal subunit rRNA binding; structural constituent of ribosome
Source: RefSeq, a predicted model, not a curated record